This is a messenger RNA of Hemibagrus wyckioides, 3126 nucleotides long. It is a transcript of the gene col9a2, whose product is annotated as procollagen, type IX, alpha 2. The record is from RefSeq and is a predicted model, not a curated record. The transcript has 32 exons. Bases 217 to 2292 code for a protein of 691 amino acids. Lineage: Eukaryota; Metazoa; Chordata; Actinopteri; Siluriformes; Bagridae.
CUUUUCACAGCGUUGGCCUCUGAGUUCUCAGGGGCUGGCUGUACACUUAGGUUACAUCCUUUUUUUCCCCCACUUACACACACACACACACACGUUUUUCUUGUACCCGGAACUUUUCUGUCCUGGUCUGAGUGACCAGGUGAAGAGAGGAGAGGAGCUGCAGUCCUUAGGAUUGGUGUUUCUGGAGGAGAGAGGAGCCUGAGACGAGUCUUCAUCAUGGCUCGGGAUUUUAACAUCCUCCAAAUUUUUGUGCUCCUUCAGGUGCUGUGUCUGGCUCUGGCUCAAGUGACUGGCCCACCCGGAGCUCCGGGCCCUCGCGGUCCCCCCGGCCCUGCAGGUACCCCCGGAGCUGACGGCAUCGAUGGUGACAAGGGCCCUCCCGGGCCUCCUGGACCUCCUGGUCAGAAGGGAGAGGCAGGCCAGCCGGGCCCAGACGGUCCUCCUGGGGAAGAUGGAAUUGAAGGUCUGACUGGAGGAAAGGGUGAAAGAGGUCCCCUUGGAAAUCCUGGACCAAAGGGUCUACCAGGGCCUACUGGUCCACAAGGACCAGCUGGACCUGGGCUUCCUGGACUUCCUGGACCAGCAGGUCCGAUUGGGCUUCCUGGGGAAAUUGGAAUCCCUGGAGCCAAGGGAGCUACGGGACUUCCAGGACCACCAGGUUUGCCAGGACCUCCAGGGAAACCUGGGCCACCUGGGAAGUUCUUGGGUUUAGAAGAAGGCAGUGCUGAUUUCCAGUGUCCAACUAACUGUCCACCUGGGCCUAAAGGUCCUCAAGGCCUGCAGGGCAUGAAGGGUCAUAAAGGUCGUGCUGGUAUAUUAGGAGCUCCAGGAAACAUUGGAAAGCAGGGCAUAAAGGGAGAUGUUGGGAUCUCUGGUGAGCAAGGAAUACCAGGCCCUCCAGGUCCACAGGGGUUGAGAGGCUAUCCAGGAAUGGUUGGGCCCAAAGGAGAGAGAGGCCCUCAAGGUUACAAAGGUAUUACUGGACCCAUUGGACUUCCUGGAAUCCCUGGUAAAGAGGGAGCUCGAGGUCCUCCUGGAGAAGCCGGGGAAAAAGGUGAUAAGGGUGACCAAGGCAUCAGAGGACUACAGGGAGCAGUUGGAAAGAAGGGAGAGAGUGGUCUCCCAGGGAUUGAUGGCAAAGAUGGCACCCCUGGCAUUCCAGGAAUCAAGGGUGCUCUAGGACAGAAUGGACGACCUGGUCCACCAGGUCACCAGGGGACAGCAGGUUUGCCUGGAAGUCCUGGCACCAAAGGUGGUAUGGGUGCUAAGGGUGAGCCAGGACCUAGAGGUUUUGUAGGAAUGUCUGGUGCUCCUGGUCCCCAGGGUGAGCCAGGGCCACCAGGUGAAGCUGGUAUGAUCGGAGUUCCUGGGCCAAAGGGUGACAGAGGUGAGAGAGGACCUGUUGGGAUUCAGGGAAUCAUUGGCAAGUCUGGAAUUAAAGGUGAAAGAGGGCCAAUUGGUGUACCAGGACCUCAAGGCCUUACUGGAACCAAAGGUGAUAAGGGAUUCCAAGGCAAAGUGGGAGCAAAGGGAGACUUUGGCGAUCCAGGGGUAGAGGGAUUGGCUGGAGAAAAGGGAGAAAAGGGGCUGUCUGGUGAACCCGGUCCCAAAGGACAGCAAGGAGUGAGGGGUGAUCCAGGACACAACGGCCCUACAGGCGAUUCUGGCAAACCUGGAGAUCUGGGUCCUCCAGGUCUUCCUGGACCACGAGGUCUCCAUGGAGUGAGAGGUGCACCGGGCAUGCCAGGAAUACAGGGACCAGCUGGUCACGAUGCCACAGAUCAACACAUCAUUGAGGUGGUCUUGAAGAUGCUACAGGAAAGGUUAGCUGCUUUAGCAGUGAGCUCUAAGAGGGGAGUACUAGGAGGAGCUGGAGUAAUGGGACCACCAGGUCCUCCAGGACCUCCCGGACCUCCAGGUCCUCAGGGGACCCAUGGCCUUAGCGGUACACGAGGCAUACCUGGCAUGAUCGGAGCUGCAGGCCAAAUCGGGAACACUGGACCUAAAGGAAGGAAAGGUAUAAAAGGAUUGAGAGGAGACCCCGGUCGCCCUCAUCCAGGUCUACCAGGACCACCCGGCCUUUCAGGUCCUCCUGGUGUGGAUGGAGUUGCACGAGAUGGCAAACCGGGAGAAAGAGGGCCUCAGGGUGCAUCAGGUCAACCAGGUUAUCCCGGAAAAGCAGGUCCUCCUGGCCUCCCUGGCUUCUGUGAAAUGGCAGCAUGCCUGGCAGCAUCAGCUUACACGUCCCCACGACUCCAGGAAGCUGGCACAGUCAAGGGACCGUCCACUUAAAGCCUUAAAACAUCAGAGAUAUAAGAAGACAAACACACAGCCCUUUCCUUCCUGGGACACCAGCAUGGUGCAACAGUCCUGAGUGGCUGACUUUACAGUUUAGUUUGACAUUGUGUGUGUGUGUGUGUGUGCGCGCGUGUGUGUGUGUAUGAAAGAGUGGUGACUAGGGUUCAUGAAAACUGUAAUCUAGGCUCGGCGCCGUCCCACCAUGAGUGCAACGAGAUGUCAUCAUUUGGACAUCAAGAUGACAGUCAGAUCCUUGGGAAGCCGUAACUCAGAGACUGAAAUCCACUCUCUGGUGCCAUUCCUUAUUUGUAGUGGUCACUACAUAUGUUGUGUUUAUAAAAAAAAAAAAAUCGAAGAAUUUUACUUGACUUAUUAAUAAAACAGGACAUGGCCAAGACUUCACCUCAAAGUUUAAGAACAGUAAUAAUAGUAAUAAUAAAAAUCCCAUAACAAUAGUGUUUAAUUUUGUAACUUAUUGUUAAUAACCUCAUGGAAAUUCUUUUAAGCUUAUAGAUGCUGUGUACAUUACGCCCCUCUGUAUGAGCCUAGAAAUAAACAACCUUAUUCUACUCUUUGCCCAGCCAACAGUACUGUAAAUCUUUGUAAAUGAUGCACGUGUGCUAAUUUUGUACUAAUAUGAAUCGGGUGGGUUUACAAUAUGGACAGGAACCUGAAUUUAAUAUAAUCAGCAUUCGGAACUGAUCAAGAGUGUAAAUAAUCACGAACUGAUUAUUUACAAUAACACCCUAUUUAUUUGGUUCAUCUGUAAACACUUUCUCUUUUCAUGGUCCAUGAAAAAUCGAAUCAAUAAAGAGGAACCUUUUGUAA